Molecule: messenger RNA, 1935 nt
Organism: Aspergillus fijiensis CBS 313.89
Lineage: Eukaryota; Fungi; Ascomycota; Eurotiomycetes; Eurotiales; Aspergillaceae
Product: VHS domain protein
Exons: 8
Coding region: 1-1935 (644 amino acids)
Biological process (GO): Golgi to vacuole transport; protein transport to vacuole involved in ubiquitin-dependent protein catabolic process via the multivesicular body sorting pathway; Golgi to endosome transport
Cellular component (GO): trans-Golgi network
Molecular function (GO): phosphatidylinositol binding; ubiquitin binding
Source: RefSeq, a predicted model, not a curated record
AUGGCAGCGAGGGACCGCUUCGGUGCCUACGCUGACCCGGGCUUAACACCGCUACAGAGAGCUAUCCGAAAUGCCUGCGACCUGUCCCACUAUGAACCCAACCUCGCCCUGAAUCUUGAAGUGGCCGAUCUGAUAAACUCCAAGAAAGGCAAUGCACCUCGAGAAGCGGCUAUCGAGAUCGUCCAUCUGAUCAAUUCGCGCAACCAAAACGUGGCGCUACUGGCGUUGGCAUUGCUCGACAUUUGUGUGAAGAAUUGCGGUUACCCCUUUCAUCUUCAGAUCAGCACCAAGGAGUUCCUCAAUGAGCUGGUCCGUCGCUUCCCCGAGCGCCCGGCCAUACGGCCAUCGCGCGUGCAACACCGCAUCCUCGAGUCCAUUGAGGAGUGGCGACAGACGAUCUGUCAGACGUCGAGGUACAAGGAGGACCUAGGCCACAUUCGGGACAUGCACCGUCUGCUACUUUACAAGGGCUACGUGUUCCCGGAAAUUCGCCAUGAGGAUGCUGCGGUUCUGAAUCCCAGUGACAACCUUCGCUCGGCCGAAGAAAUGGAAGAGGAAGAGCGUGAGGCUCAAUCCGCUAAGCUGCAGGAGCUAAUCCGCAGAGGCACACCCGCCGACUUGCAAGAAGCCAACCGGUUGAUGAAGGUCAUGGCCGGUUACGACAACCGACACAAGACGGAUUAUCGGGCCAAGGCGGCAGAAGAGGUGGCCAAGGUGCAGCAAAAAGCCAAGAUAUUGGAGGAAAUGCUACAAAGCCACCAGCCGGGCGACCGAGUCGCUGAAGGGGACGUUUUCGAAGAACUGGCGAGUGCACUCCAAAGCGCCCAUCCCAAGAUCCAGAAGAUGUGCGAGGAGGAGUCGGAUGAUCCUGAGGCCGUACAGAAGCUGCUCGAGAUCAAUGACAGUAUACACCGCACGAUCGAGCGAUACAAGCUUGUCAAGAAGGGCGACUGGGAGGCGGCCUCCCAGAUCCCCAAGGGUACUCUGGGCACGACAACGGGCGUGUCGAAGAACGCUAAUAAUGAACUUUCCCUCAUCGACUUUGAUCCCGAACCCGCACCGAACGCCAACGGCAAUGGGGCCGUGGCUCCUACUGCUACUGGAGGUAACUCUUUGGAGAAUGACUUGUUGGGACUGUCAAUAGACGAGCCUGCUCCGGCUCAUGGUGGAAUCUUGCUGGGAUCUGCCCCUACGACGUCCGCGACGCCACCGAUGCCCCAAGCGUCCACUAGCUUCAGGCCCAAUUAUGACAUCUUCUCCUCGAUGAACACAUCUCAGUCGCCCUCACAGUCAUCCACGCCCGCCCCAGGUGGGCGGCCUCAGAGCAUCAUCUCUUCUCCCGCUACGGCAACCCCUUCUCCUGCUCUCGAUCCGUUUGCGUCCUUGGUGUCUGCUGGGUCGCGACAGGCCAGUCCUCUGCCCUCCGGCAAGGCCUCAAACUCUCAGCCGCCAGCAGGUUCUUUGCUGGACCUGAUGGGAAGCGAGCCUGCGCCACCAGCAAACAGCCGGACCAAGGCGCGAGAGGAGGACGAAUGGAAUUUCGCCUCAUCUCUGCCAGAAAGCAACGCGCUACCCAGCAUGAAUCGUGUGCAGGUGCUGAACUCGACCCUCCGAAUUGAAUUCAUGGCGCGCCGACAUCCCCAACAGACACAGCAGAUUCAUUUGGUAGCCCUGUUUUCCAACGGCUCUAACCAGCCACUGAGUGAAUUACACUUUCAAGUGGCCGUGGAGAAGUCAUACACACUGCAACUGCGGCCGCAGUCGGGACGGGACAUUGCACCCUCACAGGCGAACGGGGUGCAACAGGAAAUGUUAGUGGAUAGGGUUCCGAUGGGUAAAGGAAACGCGAUCAAGAUGCGGUUCCGCGUCUCGUACCGGGUGGGUAGCGAGCGCAAAGAAGAACAGGGCAUGGUCCCAUCAUUGGGAAUUGCCUAA